Molecule: messenger RNA, 669 nt
Organism: Grosmannia clavigera kw1407
Lineage: Eukaryota; Fungi; Ascomycota; Sordariomycetes; Ophiostomatales; Ophiostomataceae
Exons: 2
Coding region: 1-669 (222 amino acids)
Source: RefSeq, a predicted model, not a curated record
AUGUCGAAAAAGGCUUCGCGCAAGAGUGCCUCGACCGGCUUCGAGCUGCACCAGCCGGAUCGGUCAGGGCCAUCGGAGCCGACUCUGUUGCAGAUGGCCGGCGAACGGAACCUGUUCAAGCAGGCUGAGCGGCGGCAGCGGGAACUGGACCGGGAGCGCGGGAAGCCGGUGGAUGCGAGCAGCAGCGAGGACGACGACGAUGAUGACGACGGGGACAUCUCUCCCCAGGCCGAACGCCUCCUCGACACGCUGCUCUGGUGCGUCAGCCUUUCGAUGCUGCACUUCACCUUUGACGUGCUCGUGCAGAACCAGUAUGCCGUGCAGAUCCGCUGGCCGACCGUGAUCAAGCGCUCGCUCUUUGCCCUGCCAGUCUUUUCUCUGCUCUUCUACAACCUGCACGCCCACCCGACCGGCUCCACGCUGCUGCCCUUCCUGUCGCCCCGGCUGAACGCCCGUCUGCGCACGGCCAUCUUCUUCUUGUCCGGCCUGGUCACUGGCUGCUACCUCAUCCACAUCACGAACAACUACUCCUACCUGGCCGUCAUGAAACACGCACCGCCCAUCGGCUGCAUCUGGGUCUGGUCCGUCAUUGAGAUGGACCUGAUCCCGGCCGUGGCCAGCCUCGCCAUCGUGGCCGGCUUCAUGUGGCUAAAGGGCUACAGCAUCUAG